UGAGAGAGAGAGAGCGUUUCGUUUUCUUUGUUCUCACGGAGGAAGGAGACGAAACAAAAGUCUAAAGUCAAUUUACACACAUAAGAAAAUCCAUUAACCUGGAAAAAUAUAUAUUUAAUAAUCCGAUUUGGGAUUUGAUCAGUGGUAAAUCAGCGACAGCGAGUCGUCAUGGAAGGAGUUGGAGCUCGGUUAGGUCGGUCCUCGACUCGGUACGGACCGGCAACGGUAUUCACCGGUCCGGUGAGGAAGUGGAAGAAGAAGUGGGUUCAUAUCUCUCCCUCCACCAAGAAAGACAAUAGCUCCUCCGCUUCCGCCGCAACCACCUCCGUCGUUAACGGUGGCUCGGCCUCCGACGGCAGUAGUAAUGGAUCGCAUUUGUUGCUGUAUAAGUGGGCUCCAUUGUCUCAGGGCAGUAACGGUAACGGAAACGAUGAUGAUGGUAAGAGUGAGAAUUCUCCGAGCGAAGAACCUGUGGCGACGGCGGCGACGUUAGAAGAUCCUCCGCGGCGUAGAUUCAAAUACGUUCCGAUUGCAGUACUUGAGGAACAGAAGAAGGAAGAAAUUACAGAAAUCGAGGAAGAUGAUAAGGUUGAAGAGGAUGAGAAGGCUGAGGAGGAUGACAAGGUUGAGGAGGACGGCGUCAAGGUUGAUGAGGACACAAGUGAAGCAGAACCGAGCGAGAAGAAAACGGAAGCUGAGGAAAAACCUGAUAUAAACGAUGUUCCAAUGGAAGAUAAUCAGGAGGAGGUGGAAACAGUAGUGCGACAAGAUCUGAACGAAAGCACUCUUGAUUUAGGACUUAACUUGAAUGCAAAAGAUGCGGAUUCUGAAGACAAUCCUAAAGAGGACGAGCCACUAGAAGAGUGAUAAACUUGAGGCCAUUGCUUCCCCUGCAACUUGAGUUUUGUUCCUCUUCCUCAACUCUCAAGUCAUAAGGAACUAAGACAAUACGGAAAGAAGAAAGCUUUUGUUAGAGAUGGACGCAGAUCCUUGAUCUAGUCUGUACGUCCAUGGCUUGUUCCUUUUCUUCUUGAUGACCAGACUCAUUUUAUUCGGAACUAAAACAUUCAAUUCAUAGAGAAUUCUUGCUUUUUCUUGUCUGAAUUUUAAUUUGAUUAAACCAUUCAGGAGACUGAUUUCUCUGUUGAGUAACUUAUGAUGUACUUUGAAAGCAUAUGAAUAGAGCU
This is a messenger RNA of Eutrema salsugineum, 1187 nucleotides long. RefSeq lists its product as uncharacterized. The record is from RefSeq and is a predicted model, not a curated record. Lineage: Eukaryota; Viridiplantae; Streptophyta; Magnoliopsida; Brassicales; Brassicaceae.